This is a messenger RNA of Myotis lucifugus (little brown bat), 1443 nucleotides long. RefSeq names its product glutathione S-transferase Mu 1. Bases 85 to 897 code for a protein of 270 amino acids. Gene Ontology annotation, molecular function: glutathione transferase activity. The record is from RefSeq and is a predicted model, not a curated record. Lineage: Eukaryota; Metazoa; Chordata; Mammalia; Chiroptera; Vespertilionidae. The transcript is spliced from 8 exons. Gene Ontology annotation, biological process: glutathione metabolic process.
AUCAGGCCCCACCCCCGACCCGGGCCCUGGACCAACUUGCAGCCCCGCUCUGCUUGAGUGCCCUGCAGGCAGGGAACGCUGACCAUGGCCAUGACUCUGGGUUACUGGGACAUCCGAGGGCUGGCUCACGCCAUCCGCCUGCUCCUGGAGUACACAGACUCCAACUACGAGGAGAAGAAGUACACGAUGGGGGACGCUCCUGACUAUGACAGAAGCCAGUGGCUGAGUGAGAAGUUCAAGCUGGGCCUGGACUUCCCCAAUCUGCCCUACUUGAUUGACGGGGCUCACAGGCUCACCCAGAGCAAUGCCAUCCUUCGCUACCUUGCCCGCAAGCACAACCUCUGUGGGGAGACGGAAGAGGAGAAGAUCCGCGUGGACAUGUUGGAGAACGAGGCGAUGGACACGGCCAAUCAGCUGGCAAGGGUCUGCUACAGCCCUGACUUUGAGAAGCAGAAGCCUGAGUACUUGAAGGUGAUCCCUGAAAAGAUGAAGCUCUUCUCACAGUUCCUGGGGAAGAAGUCUUGGUUUGCAGGGGACAAGCUCACCUACGUGGACUUCCUGGCCUACGAUGUUCUAGACCUGCACCGCACGUUUGAGCCCAAGUGCCUGGAUGCGUUCCCGAACCUGAAAGACUUCGUCGCCCGCAUAGAGGACCCCCAAUCCCAGCUCCCCAGGAUUUUAGAGCUCUCCAGCACCCCUUGUUCCUGCACAAAGCCAAUCGGACGGACCGUCCUUUCGGUGAUUGCUCCAUUUGGAGUAGCCCGACUGGACCCCCGGCCUGUGGAGCUCAGCCCUGAGCUCCCACCUCUGCUCUGCAGACCAGGACUGCCUGGGGGUGUGCAGGCCCUGCUCCCCCGCGUGGCCCCUGCCCGGCUGCUGAGCCCCAGUGAAGCCUGAUCGCACCUGCUGUGUCCUGUCUUAAUCCCUCCUGGCCACCGAGCUCACUCUCCAACAGGCCCUGCUGGGCCCCAGCGUCUGACUGUUGAUGCUGGCAGUGGCGGGUCCUUGGGGAUCCUGGGUGAGACAUCUUGUUCCCAUUUCUGACACCUUUGGAGCAGGACACCUCAUGGCUCUCGGUAGGACAUAUUCUUGUGGAGGUGGUACUACAGGCCACAGAUCACAGAGGGACUUCAAAAGCCGCCUGAGCCACUCAUACCCCGAAGCACAUGUGUGUCAGGAUCCAGGGUCGGGGCUGGAAUCCGUGGGCCUGGACAGCUGGGGGUCUGCAAGGCCCACACUGCGGUCCUGCGGGGAGGCCCCAGGCUCCUGGCGGAGCUCCCACCCGCGUCUGAUGCCUCUGCAGCAGUGCAGGCGGCUGGUCCCUCAGAGGCCACCUCUUCCCGCUGCACUCGCGCCACUGCACUCACCCCCACACUCUGUGUGACCACUGUGCUCCCGGUUCUGUUCCUCAGCAUCGGGGACACCUCGCUGGCGGGGCAGGCC